CGGCGCGCUGCCGCGGUGCUUCCGUCCGUCGCUCCCGCCGCGCCGCCGGACGAGCCCCCGCGGCUCCCGCCGUAGCACCGGGCCCUCCCCGUGAGCUCCCUCCCGCCGCCUUCCCCCCGCUCCUCGCCCCGGCUGCGGCAGGGCUCGACCCGGGGCCGGCAUGAAAGUCACGUCCCUCGACUGCAGGCAGCUGAGGAAGCUGCUGCGGAAGGAGCCCUCCCGCUGCCUGGUGCUGGACUGCCGGCCGUACCUGUCCUACUCGGCCUCCUGCCUCCGCGGCUCGCUCAACGUUAACCUCAACUCGGUGGUGAUGCGACGGGCCCGCGGCGGAGCCGUCCCGCUGCAUUUCGUGGUGCCCGACGCGGCGGCCCGGGCGCGGCUGCUGCCGGGCGGCGACGGGGCGGCGGGCGCCCGCCUGGCCGCCGUGGUGGUGCUGGACCAGGGCACGGGGCACUGGCAGAAGCUGAAGAAGGACAGCACGGCCCAGAUCGUCCUCAACGCCCUGCUCUCCAGCCUGCCAGAGGCCGGGGCCAGGGUCUGCUUCCUGAAAGGGGGAUACGAAACCUUUAACUCACAAUAUCCUGAGUGCUGUGAGGAUGGAAAACUCAUUUCCCCGGAGAGGACUGAGGCAGAGAGAAACCUCACCAGCCACUGUGAGAAGCAGAGUGCCAACCACAAACCUGCUUAUGACCAGGGUGGUCCAGUCGAAAUCCUGCCUUUUCUGUACCUUGGUAGUGCCUAUCAUGCUUCCAAGUGCGAGUUUCUCGCCAACCUCCACAUCACGGCCCUGCUCAACGUCUCCAGGAAAAGCUCCGAGUCCUUCAAAGACCAGUAUUGUUACAAGUGGAUCCCAGUGGAGGACAGUCACACAGCAGACAUCAGCUCACAUUUCCAGGAAGCCAUCGACUUCAUCGAUUAUGUCAGACGGACGGGGGGCAAGAUCCUGGUGCACUGCGAGGCGGGGAUCUCCCGCUCGCCCACCAUCUGCAUGGCGUACCUCAUGAAGACGAAGAAGCUCCGCCUGGAGGAAGCCUUCGAUUACAUCAAGCAGCGCCGGAGCCUCAUCUCCCCUAACUUUGGUUUCAUGGGCCAGUUGCUACAGUACGAGUUGGAGAUCUUGUCUGCCACUCCCAGCCCCCCCAUCGCCUCCUGCAAAAGAGAAGCCGCCUCUUUCUUUGCAGAAGAACUGACGUUGGGCAAAAACUUUGAAGGCUCAUGUUUUGCCUUUCCUACCUCAGUGUUGAGCUCUGUGCCCAUCCACUCGCCCGUCCACCCGCUGAAGCUCAGCCCGAUGACGGCGUCUUCAUCCUGCUGAGCCCCCAGAGCCAGUGCCGGCCUCCCGACAGAACUGUGACCCCCAACGAGAACAUUUCAUCAACGUGCAAUAGAGAAACCUCAUCGACUUAGUCUGAGAUGGAGUGGUUGUCAUGGGUCUUACUUCCCCUAUGCUGUGACUGUAAGAUGCAAGUGCUCCAAGUGUGACUUUUAUUGUCCUUUUUUUUUUUUUAAAGAGAAAAGUGCUUUUUUAGGUUUUUAUCCAGGGUGUGCACCCACUACUGUAUUUUCAGAUUCCUGGGGAGCAAUGAGAAAUCCAUUUAGUAUAUUCUCAGUUCCCAUCUCCUUCCCUUCUUCUUUUCAAAAAGAUCCUUAUUUAAAGUUCCAAGCAAUAAACAGCAGCAGCAGGGAAGAAAGCAAAAUGAAAAGCAUCACCUUUACAACUGCAGAGGUGGUGGGAGUGAUCCUUUGUUCUGCUUCUUCUCUGUCUUUCCUUCUCCUCUCCUAUGUCAUGUUUCAGGGAGCAAAGGGCUGGGAUGGUGGGAGGGAGCUCCUUUCCCAGGACACUGUUGCACAACCAGGUGAAAAUCCCCUCUCCUGCUCCAGCCUCUGAAGUGUCAGGUAUUGACCACAGUGUAACUGGAUACCAAACCAGGCCGAUCCAUUCAGGUGUGGCAUUUCCUGUGCUUCUGCAUUUGCCUUUGUACUGGAUGUGCUUUUAACUUAAGGAGGGAACUUCUUAACCCAAGCCAUCAGGGUACCCUGCUGAGCUAUUAUCCUCCCAUCUGUUAUUUAAGAACAGCCCUAGAAUACUUGAACCUCUCCACAACCCUCAUCCCAGUUCUUUCCCAUCAGAUAACACUGUAACUGCUGGAUUUUACACCAAAAAAAAACUCCUCCAAAUCCUAACAAGCUCUGCUCCAAGCCAACUCUUCCUCCAUCUCUUCCCAAGAGUCCCCAAAUCGUGUGUGGUCAAGUGGUCUUGUUCAGUGUUCCGUGGCUUGCUUCGCACCUGUGUCACCUCUAGCCAGCCUUUGUCUGGGAAAAGCGGUUUCUCUCUCGCUCGUGUUUGCUUCUGUGUCCGCAGGGAGUUCAGAAGGAGCAGCUCCCUGUCUGUUGACCUUUUUAUGAUUAUUUUUUAGUAUGUAAUAUGUAUGGGAAAUGGCAAUAAUUUCCAGGAGAUCUCGUGAAUGUGAAAGAAAACCCACAAUGGUUUUUACGGAGUGUAAAAAAAUAAUAAAGAGGGGAAAAA
Colius striatus (speckled mousebird) is the source of this 2527-nucleotide messenger RNA. RefSeq names its product dual specificity phosphatase 5 (gene DUSP5). Gene Ontology annotation, molecular function: MAP kinase tyrosine/serine/threonine phosphatase activity; protein tyrosine/threonine phosphatase activity. The record is from RefSeq and is a predicted model, not a curated record. Bases 161 to 1315 code for a protein of 384 amino acids. Gene Ontology annotation, biological process: negative regulation of MAPK cascade; endoderm formation; protein dephosphorylation. The transcript is spliced from 4 exons. NCBI's taxonomy places the organism in Eukaryota, Metazoa, Chordata, Aves, Coliiformes, Coliidae. Gene Ontology annotation, cellular component: nucleus; cytoplasm.